AUGGCAAGGACGCAAUCAUCUCCAGACUCCGGUUCGGCACUAGCCACUGUAAUCCAAGUCACGUCACGCAAAUCUCAUCCAGCAUCUUUGCCUCGCGACACCAGACGAGAUGAACAGCAACGUACACUGCCUUCAACGCGUCAUCGAUGGCUUACGCCCUCUCCGUGGACAGACUGGAAGAGUGCCACUCAAUCAGGAACUUCAUCUCUGCCACCCGGCAACGAGCCGAACAAAGGUAGCUGGCGCUGCACGGUCUUCCUUUGUCCUAGAAAAAACAAAGACAGUCCAAACGAAUAUAAAAGGCCAUUACCAGCCCUAGGUUCCACUCUACCCACCCAGUUAGCCAACCGGUCUUCCACAACCAUCUCAACCUUCGUCUCUGCUGGGGUCAAACCAAACAAAAAGCAGAAAGUCUCGGAGACCUCUUUUAGGCCUAAACCAACCUGCCCACGGCUGAAGACGCUUUCCCCUACAACAAAAUCUCCCGCUCCGGAGAAAAACCCCCAAUCCUCCCGGCAGGAUCUGCUACCCCUUCACCGAUGCCGCCUUCCCAAGAGUAUACCAGGCUUCCCAGAAGACUUACGAAAGGAAAUCGCGGCCUCCCCUGGCUCCUUCAUUGCUGUGAUCCCCUACGGUGCCCGACCAAAAUUCUACUCAGACAACCCAAGAACUGAUCUCCUCACGGAAUUCCUUGAAGGGUUCGACUUCCCAGACAAGGGCACCAUCACGGCUUUAUUUCCAGUGAAAUCCAAAGAAGAGAGGAAAGGAUGUAACAAGGAGGAUCACCGCAGCAGGAAGAGCGCGUUCGACAAACCGUGGCCCCUCGUCGUCACCAGUAUCUCGGACGACUUCAUCAAAUUCCUUCUAUGGCACCAGUGCUUCGCCGUCCCCUCGCGUGUGGUAUGGAAUUUUGUCUCGUUCAAUCCUAAAGCUCUUGCGUGGGUCAUCACCGCCUUCCAAGGGAAUGUCGUUCGCGAUGAUGCCCCCCCCCCCUUCAUAGCCGAAGCCCAAGCAUGUCUCAAAUCGGCAGCCUGGCGUGACAUACCUCUACGAAACCUCGUCAAAUGCAUCACACAAAGCCAGGGUAAUUUCGGAAACCCGGUAGAACUCACCGUCUGGAUGACUCAACCCUGGGACCUCCUUCGCGCUGAAACAAAGAAUCUUGACAAUGACAAAGGGCCGGUUUUCAUGUUCAUGGGUGAACCUAUUACCGACGACCUUGAUUCCAUCGGGCGCUCACGGCCUACAUCAGAAGACUCAGGAACCCCCAAAGACCCAAGCCAGAAGCGAAAGGAAGGUAGCGAGAAGUCAGGCAUUCGCUCCAAGCGUGGAAGGAACCACGAUAACGGUUGGAAAGUUGUCGGGCGUGAGAUCCUUUACUUCUGCUUGUUUGAUCUCGUGGAGGGGAGAUACAAUCAAGUGGAUUCAUCAAAUGCUUUUGAGCACAGUUCCAAACCAGUGUGGGACUUGGCUCGGGUCAUCACAAACGUCCUUGGUAGCUGUCUCCUAACGGAUGAGAUUCCUGUAUCUGUUAGGACUCUAACAGGCUGA
Guyanagaster necrorhizus is the source of this 1551-nucleotide messenger RNA. RefSeq lists its product as uncharacterized. The coding region runs from base 1 to 1551 and encodes 516 amino acids. The transcript has 8 exons. The record is from RefSeq and is a predicted model, not a curated record. Lineage: Eukaryota; Fungi; Basidiomycota; Agaricomycetes; Agaricales; Physalacriaceae.